GCGACAUCGAGCCUCGACCGUCGAACGCGCCGCCGUCGCCAUCGGUUGCAGCCGCGACGCAGCGCUUCACGCCAUCGCGACGUGACUGCACGCUCAUCGCUCGGGCUGCCCCGCGACGCCGUCGCAGCAACCCCCAGCUAGGCUCAGGCUAUUUGGUCUGGGCUGGGCUGCACAACAAUUCUCCGCCCGCGCUCCAACAGCCGGGACACGAGCCCAAAGACGGCGUCGCCCAACCGCCGCAUGGCCCUGGUCAAGGGCGACGAGGCGGCCUACUCGCGCUGCCCACGGCAUGAAGCGCCGCCAAACACUUUUGCGCCGUCGCCGUCGCACGCGGCGCGGCAGCUUCCGGUCGACGCGCCGCGACGGCAAGUCAUCUUUGCGGUCGCCUUCUAUUGUUUAUGCUCGUCUUCGCUGUUGUUUCUCAAUAAGUUGGCGGUGAACGGCUCGGGCGCGACGCCGUUGCGACCGGGAGCUGUCGUGGUCGUGCAGAUCGCCUUCGCCACGGCAGCCUGCAAGGCUCUUGCUGUGCUAGAUUUGGCCGACAUCGGCGCGCUCACACGACCGAAGGUCGAGGGCUUCGGGCUGUACGCCGUCGCGUUUGUGGGCAGCAUCUACGCGUCGGUCAUGGCAUUACGAAAAUCCAACGUCGAGACCUUUAUUGUCUUCCGGGCGUCGACGCCGUUAGCGGUGGCGGCCUUGGACUACGUGUUCCUCGGGCGGAGCGCGCCGUCGUCGCAAGCCUUGGCGUCGUUGAUAGCCACCGCCGUCGCGGCGUCGGCGUACGUCGCGACCGACGCCCAGUUCUACGUCGAGGGCUUCGCGGGCUACUCGUGGUGCUUUUUGUACUUUGCGCUCAUAUGUUUUGAAAUGACCUUCGGCAAGCAUUUAACGUCAGCAUUGCGGUUGGGCGUCUGGGAGUCGGUCUGGCUCACGAACCUCCUGGCGCUUCCCCUACUCGCCGCGUUGGCUUAUGUACGAGGGGAUUUGGAAGGAUUCGGCGAGAAACUGAUAUCAAUGUCGAUGGGGGAUGGUAUUGUGCUGUUCGUGUCGUCGGUCGUGGCCACAUUAAUCGGCUACGCCGGGUGGCUGUGCCGGGGCCUCGUGUCGGCGACGUCAUAUACAUUAAUAGGAGUCGCGAACAAGCUGGGCACGGUAUUAUUAGCGAUCGCGUUUCUGGACAAGCACGCGUCGCCCCUGGGCGUCCUGGCCCUGGUCUGCUGCAUCGCGGCGUCGUCGCAGUACAAGCAGAGCCCGCUGCGCGCCGACGUCGCGAAGGCGCAGGGCGCGGGCGACGUGGAGGUGGCGAGCGCGUAAGAAUAACGUACU
Molecule: messenger RNA, 1326 nt
Organism: Pelagomonas calceolata
Lineage: Eukaryota; Pelagophyceae; Pelagomonadales; Pelagomonadaceae
Source: the annotation of a GenBank genome assembly